Molecule: messenger RNA, 369 nt
Organism: Microthlaspi erraticum
Lineage: Eukaryota; Viridiplantae; Streptophyta; Magnoliopsida; Brassicales; Brassicaceae
Source: the annotation of a GenBank genome assembly
AUGAUUUGGACUUCAAGACCGCUCCAGGAGUAUGCAAUUUGGAUAAGCCGUUUAGGAGAUAUCACGUUUGUACUGAAGACUGGUCCACAGCCGGCCGAACGCACUCGGCCGGACAGGAAGGGUAUUGGCUUCGCUCGGCCUUCUCCAGGACCGAUCCGGCCGCACGACCGCACCGUCCGACCCGGGAGGCAAUGGACCACGAUCGACCGAGAUCAUCGCAUCACGGUCGACCCUCUUCCUUUGGAAGUUGCUUGGGGCAAUGCUUCUUCGAAGUGGAAGAUCCGGCUGGGACACCAUGCAUUGAUUCAAAAUCACGCUUCGGUGAUGGGGUUGAACCAUCAUCUGAAAUGCUUUGGCUGUUACUCUUGA